CUGGUUGGAGCUCCUGCCAUGGAGGCGCUGGCUUUCACAGAGGGGCCCAACCCUCACAAUGACCCCCAAACAGCAAGAAACUAUAGGAUUACCCUGUGUCUUGCAGCAUGUAUGGUCAUCUUGAUGCUGGUUUUACUUCCAUUUUUUAUAGCCUGCAUGCUUCUCCAUCACAAACAGUCACCCAAGACUUGCUGCUUUCAUGGAUCCUCUCCAGUCCCUUCCGAUGAGACCAUCCAAUGGGAAUGGGAACCCAGUUGCCCUGGCUCUGCACUGACUGCAAGUGGCUCCUCCCUGGAAGUCUUGGAAAGUGGGAUGUAUUUUGUCUAUGCUUAUGUGGCCCUUAAGGAGGAGGCCUCGACUGAUCAUCACUUUACUGUUCACCUGAUCGCCGACUCUCAAGUUCUCAGUGUUUUCCAAGGGUCCAAUGUGAUGCGUGCAUUUAUAAACAUGGGAAGGCCGUAUUUCCUGGAAAAUGGAAAAAAGUUGCACUUGGAGAUUAAUGAAGGACUCACACAUAUUGACAGCAAUAGAACUUACUGGGGGAUUUUAAAAAUUUAACAAAGGCUUUUACUAAGUUGAAAGCACUUGCAGAAUAAAUUCCUGAGGGGGAUUCUGGAUUUCUCAGCACUACACCAAGGUGUUUGCCCAUGUUCCUGCAGGUCGGCUGGUUGCCCAGUCUUUGCCUUACAUUUUCCAAGACCAUAUGCUUUGGCUUUGCUUCACUCCAGCCAACUGGCAGACUGAAUCUUCUUGCACAAAGGAAGCAGAAACUGCAACACCUUGACUCACCCAAGACACAUUUGCACCAUUAAAAUAUCCCGCCUAGGUCCCCUAAACCAAAGAUGGACGGAAGGUGAACCUAGAUGUACUGGUAGAUUUCUGGGUAAUGUGCAGUAAAUUUGCAAGGAUUUCUGACUCCCAAUUGUCUUGUAAUAUUAUUUUGCCAUUCCUUGAACCAUGUACUAAAAUGCUCUGUG
Molecule: messenger RNA, 977 nt
Organism: Zootoca vivipara (common lizard)
Lineage: Eukaryota; Metazoa; Chordata; Lepidosauria; Squamata; Lacertidae
Gene: TNFSF18
Product: TNF superfamily member 18
Biological process (GO): tumor necrosis factor-mediated signaling pathway; regulation of T cell proliferation; T cell proliferation involved in immune response
Cellular component (GO): cell surface
Molecular function (GO): tumor necrosis factor receptor superfamily binding
Source: RefSeq, a predicted model, not a curated record